Molecule: messenger RNA, 3444 nt
Organism: Poeciliopsis prolifica (blackstripe livebearer)
Lineage: Eukaryota; Metazoa; Chordata; Actinopteri; Cyprinodontiformes; Poeciliidae
Product: rho guanine nucleotide exchange factor 15-like
Biological process (GO): activation of GTPase activity
Molecular function (GO): guanyl-nucleotide exchange factor activity; protein binding
Source: RefSeq, a predicted model, not a curated record
AUGUCUGACCAGGAACGGCCUGUGCCGUCCCUCAAGCCAGAGGUCAAACCAAAACCAGAAAUCCCUCUUAGAUUGCUACGUAGGUCCUCCUCUUUAGUUGAGGGAGGAGACUCCACGCAGGGAAAGGUGAAGAAAAUAGCAAAAAGGUUCACCAAGCAGGACUCCAUCAAAGCAGCAGGAGAGCAGCCGGUGAAUGGUGCCGCAGAACUCUCGCCAACACCUGAUGGGAAGGAGGUGGAGGAUCAAGGGACAGGAGCGGCUGAGGCAAACGCAGAGGACAUGCUAUAUACUCCUCUCAAUAGGUGCUGCAACAAAUCCUGCACCUGCGUGUGUCACCUAAAGAGACCCGGCAUGAAGCUCAUAUGGGUGCCUGUGGAUGAAAACUCUCCAGGUGGGGAGGGUCAGAUCAACGGGGAAGAGCGCAGAGAAGAGAAAGAUAUGAUGGGACAGAAAGCAAAUCCAAUAGAGGCGCUGCAAAGAGAGCAACAGGAAGUUGGAGGACAGGAACAAGAAUAUGAGUCUGAAUUACCAGCAUGGAAGACGGAGGGGGAGCUGAAGGCAGCAGGGAAUAAGGUGGAAAAGAACCACUCAGAGAAAAAGAGGGAUGAACACGAUGAAAAGAAUGAAGUGGAACAGCAGAAAGGAGAGAAAGCGUUCAAAGAGGGGAUGGAGGGAGAACCAAAAGAAGCAGAGAAAACAGUGCAUGUUCAGAGAGAAGAGACAGAAGCUGAACAGCCAAAGGAGAUUGAAGUGAAUGCAGCAGAUGGAGCACAUCAUCUUCCACAGGUUGUGCUCCAUCCUGUGGAAGAUGAUGGAGAAUCUGGUGGGAAGGUUGGUGAGAAGAUUAAAGAGGGAGAAAAUGAAGUGAAGAAUGCACCAAAAGAUGUGAAAAUGGCAAAAUCACAGUUCCAUCAGUCUCUGGAAAUUGCGCUGGCUGGGGGUCUGAAAAAACUUUCAGAGCACGGUUCUGUGGCUGCCAUUACUCGCUGUCAGCCUUUACUUCAAAAUAAUCCUCAGCCUCCACCGGUCCCAAGCCAUACCGCAGAAGAUGAUGAGGGGAGUAGUAUCUACGAGCGCCAUUUACCUGAUGAUGAUCGGGGCGCGAGAAAACUUUCAUCUUCGAGGCUCGACGGGAGAAACCUGCCCGCAGCACCUCGAACGCCACACCUGAGCUUGAGAACACAACGGAACCACCCGCCAUACCACCAAGGGUCCUGUGAACGGUUCUCCGAUCUACAAUGGCAGCAACCUCACACCCAGUCGGGCCAGACUGCAACCCCCCAAAACAUCUCCUCCGUGCAGCCCUCUGCUUCCUCACAGACCCCGCCGGCUCCACCGAAGACCCACUCCAGGAGGACCAGCAAUGUGUCGAUACAGUCUGCCAGCUUGUCAGAAGAAGAAAAUAAAAGUAAUGGAGAGAAAGAAGACACAGACCCGUCUCCAGUCAGAAGGAAGUCUUCAUUCAGGUUGUGCCUGACAGACGAGCCUCUGUACCAAACGUACAACGACUUCGCAAUCCAAAAGGAGAUUCAACGACAGACCGUAAUCCGAAACAUCAGCAAAACUAGCAUGGAUUAUGCUAUGGAAUUUGUGGCGCACUUCAGCGAAAAACCAUCUGGGAAGUCAAAUGUCGCCAGAGGGAGCCUGUGCCCACUGUGAGCCCUGCCCACAGUGAGUCAACCCACCUUGUGGCAGGAACAGCCAACUGUACAGGACAGUGGACUGCUGGAGCAGCUCACUGUUGACCAGAUCAAGUAUCAGGAGAGCAUGUUUGAGGUCCUGACCUCCGAGACUUCCUACCUGCGGUCCCUCUACGUUCUGACUGAGCACUUCAUCUUCACCAAUUCUCAAGUUGAGAACAUCCUGAAGGUCCGCGAGGUCAGCGAAAGGUUCCGGAAAGACCUCGAAGAGCACAUUUUCAAGGAGAUUGUUUUCCCAGAUAUAUGCAACAUCCUCCACUAUCACGCCCAGCACAACUUCUCCACCUACAUCGACUAUGUCCGCAACCAGACCUACCAGGAAAAGACCUUCAGCCGACUCAUGAAGACUAAUGAACAGUUCGCCACAGUCAUCAACCGCCUUCAGGAGCUGCCUCAGUGUCAGCGGCUGCCCUUCAUCUCCUUUCUGCUGCUGCCCUUCCAGCGAAUCACACGCAUCAAGAUGCUCAUCGAGAACAUCUUGAAGAGAACAAAAGAGGGGACGCUGGAGGAGCAGACCGCCUCCAAGGCGCUGGCCUCUGUCUCUAAGAUCAUUGAUCAAUGUAACAGAGACGUGGGAAAGAUGAGGCAGAUGGAGGAGCUGAUUGAAAUCUCGAAGAUGCUUGAGUUCGAUAAGCUCAGGGCCGUCCCCAUCAUCUCUGAGACUCGAUUUCUGGAGAAGAAGGGAGAGCUGCAAGAAAUGUCAAAAGCAAAAACCUUUGUGAACAUGAGAGCCAAGUUCUCUGCGGUUUACCUCUUCCUUUUUAACGACCACCUCAUAAUUACCGUCAAGAAAAGUUCAGACCGGUACGUGGUGGACCACACUCAUCGAUCUCUGGUGCAGGCUCAGCCUUUGGAUGAGUGUUUUGGUGGCGCAGCCUACGAGAACUGCUUCAACCUCGUCAUGCUGGAAAACCACCAGGGACGCCCGAUGGAGCGGGUCCUCAAAGCCCCGACCAAGUCGGACAUGGAGAGAUGGUUGGCAGCUUUCCCCAGCACCACCAAAGAAGACGUCGAUGAAGAAGUGAUUUAUGAGGACUGGGAUUGUCCUCAGGUGCAGUGUGUGGAGCAGUACAUCGCCCAGCAAGCAGACGAACUCAGCCUGGAGCCUACUGAGAUCGUUAACGUCACCCGCAAAACCAACGAAGGCUGGUACGAAGGAAUGCGUUUGUCUGACAAUCAGAAGGGCUGGUUCCCCGUUGCGAACGUCAUCGAGAUCACCAACGAGCACGUCAGGAGAAGAAACCUGAAGGAGCGCUACAGGGUCUCUCAGGCUACGAUGAUGGUGAAAUACGGCAAGGUCCGCUGAGUACGUCUGCACCGUACAUAUGCUUUAAGGACAAUAAGACGGAAGAUCCCAGUGAACGCUGUUUAUCAGCAAACACCUUGUAAUUAAUCCACUAACUUCUACCACUGAAGCGACGCGGAACUAAAAUUAGAUCUUUUAUUGGAGAUGCUAAAAAUGCAGCAUUCACUUUUAACUAUGACUGGAAACUGUAAAUGCCAAUCAUUCUUUGCAUUUCUUGAGAAACCAGUUAACGUUCAGUCAUGCACAUUCUCACGUUUCUGCUACUUCAAACAUCCUGUUGACUGUCACUGAGGCAGUGAGUGAAGAUCAGCUGAUCGCCUCUGGAUAUUUAAAACCGAUUGUGCUGGAAUACUACGCCUGUAAAUAUGUUGAAAAAUGUAAAUUGUAAAAGGGUGUUUUGAUUAAACUAGUGGUUGUACUUUUAAUUAAAAAAAUAAA